AAAAAGAAUCAAUUUAGAAAAAUUUAACAAGACUUUCUUUCUCCUUUAACUCCUUCAGUCAAUUCAUUUGGUAUAAUCAGAAACAUAUCUGGCUAUAUUAGUUAUUAGCUUAAAGGAACAACUCAAGUACUAAAAGAAAAGGAAAAAAAAAUGGCUUUCGGUGCUCCAAGAGGCGGAAGAGGUGGAUCCAGAGGUGGAUUCGGUGGUGACAGAGGUGGCCGUGGUGGCUCCCGUGGUGGUAGAGGUGGAUUCGGUGGCCGUGGUGGCUUCGGUGGUGACAGAGGUGGUCGUGGUGGUGCCCGUGGUGGUAGAGGUGGUCCUCGUGGUGGUGCCCGUGGUGGUGCCAGAGGUGGUAGAGGUGGUGCCCGUGGUGGUGCCAGAGGUGGAGCCAAGGUUGUCAUCGAACCACACAGACACGCCGGUGUCUUCAUUGCCAGAGGUAAGGAAGAUCUUCUUGUCACCAGAAACACCGCUCCAGGUGAAUCUGUCUACGGUGAAAAGAGAAUUUCCAUCGAAGAACCAGCCAAGGAAGAAGGUGCUCCAGCCACCAAGGUUGAGUACCGUGUUUGGAACCCUUUCAGAUCCAAGUUGGCUGCCGGUAUUAUGGGUGGUAUUGAUGAAUUGGGUAUUGCUCCAGGUAAGAAGGUUUUGUACCUUGGUGCCGCUUCCGGUACCUCUGUUUCCCACGUUGCUGACGUUGUUGGACCAGAAGGUUUAGUUUACGCCGUUGAAUUCUCUCACAGACCAGGUAGAGAAUUGAUUGGUAUGGCCAAGAAGAGACCUAACGUCAUUCCUAUCAUUGACGAUGCUCGUCACCCACAAAAGUACAGAAUGUUGAUUGGUAUGGUUGAUGCUGUUUUCGCCGAUGUUGCCCAACCAGAUCAAGCCCGUAUUAUCGCUUUGAACUCCCAUCUUUUCUUGAAGGACCAAGGUACCGUUGUCAUUUCUAUUAAGGCUAACUGUAUUGACUCUACUGUUGAUGCUGAAACCGUCUUUGCCAGAGAAGUGCAAAAGUUGAGAGAAGAAAGAAUCAAGCCUUUGGAACAAUUGACUUUGGAACCUUAUGAAAGAGACCAUUGUAUUGUUGUUGGUCGUUACAUCAGAAGUGGUAUUAAGAAAUAAGCAACCCUGUAUUUUAGAUAAUAAAUAAUGCAUUAGUGAACAUUGACAAGAGUGUAGAUAAAUUGAUAAAGUGAGGAAGAAGUAGCACUGUUAGUGUUUGGACUUUUAUGUCAGGGAUUGAUAAAAAUAAUAUAGAGACACAUAUAAAAGAAGAUGACCUUGUUUUCUUUGUGGUUGUAAAAAUAUUCAAAUAUAGAUACGUACUAGAGAUGGGGCAUUA
Molecule: messenger RNA, 1342 nt
Organism: [Candida] anglica
Lineage: Eukaryota; Fungi; Ascomycota; Pichiomycetes; Serinales; Debaryomycetaceae
Source: the annotation of a GenBank genome assembly